UGACCUGUUCUGGUCAGGGCUCUUUCAGCCUCCAGCUUACCCUCAAAACCAGCCCUUGCCCUCAGAGAACAGAAAACUAACAGACAGCAGUUUAGAGGCCAGACAUGGGAGGACUUGGACUUUUUAUUGUCACCCUCCUUUUCCUCGGAGUAGCAGGAAGCUAUUCAAAUAUACAGGAGGCACUCCGCUGGACAUUGGCUGUGAUAAGCUAAGAAUGGAAGAGGAUAGCUUUGGCUUUGAAACAAGAGUCUUUCGUUUGCUCCUUUCUCUCCAGCGUGUCCAAAUGAUCCCCGAGACAUUGUGUUACUGAUUGAUGGGUCAAGCAGCCUUCGAACUACGAAAUUCCUUGAACUGAUGUUGUUCGUUCAACUCUUCUGUAAAACCUUUCCUGAGGAUACUCUGUUCUCUCUCCUGCAUUUCUCCGACAAAUCUUGGGAGCAUUUUGACUUCAGAUAUUUCCAAAACCAUCGAAACCUAGACACCGUGCUACAACACGCCAGUCAGCUGGGUGGCUCUUCCCACACGGCCACUGCCAUCCGGAAAGCUAUGGAGCAGUUCACCCCGCAGAAAGGUGCUCGCAGCAAUGCCAAGAAGUUCCUGGUGGUUGUGACUGACAAGAAGAAAGCCGGGGACCCCUUGGAGUAUACAGAUGUUGUCUGGGAGGCUGAGAGGGCUGGAAUCACGCGCUUCGCCGUUGGGGUUGGUCCAAUGUUCCUAAGCAGAAUAGCCCAGCAGGAGCUUCACACCAUGGCUUCCCACCCUGCCACGGAGCACGUCUUUGUCCUGAGACAGUUCUCGGAUCUCAUGGAUAUCCGAUUGAAAGAGAAGAUUUGUGCCAGUCACGGCCCUGUGAUUCCACAGCCCACAUUAGCACCCCAGAUUUCUUGCGCCUCGCGCUCUGAUCCCCGUGUGCUGCAGAAACUGGAGCAAGUGAUGCAAGCCCUGGAUCAAGUAAAAUCCAAGCUGGACCUGCUAGCUGCCAGGGAUGGGACCUGUGGACACAAUUCACAGGGUUAAUGUAGUUUCCAGCAGGAGGAGAGCGAUGGAAAGAAAAGUGGGGCAAGCUUAAAGAGUUAUAUUUGAUUCAGACUCAAGGAGCCAAACCUAUCUGAAUUUAAUCUGGAUUCCAAUAUAAUGCUGAAGACCCUUUGAUGCC
Molecule: messenger RNA, 1156 nt
Organism: Python bivittatus (Burmese python)
Lineage: Eukaryota; Metazoa; Chordata; Lepidosauria; Squamata; Pythonidae
Source: RefSeq, a predicted model, not a curated record